Dermochelys coriacea (leatherback sea turtle) is the source of this 1593-nucleotide messenger RNA. RefSeq names its product metabolism of cobalamin associated D (gene MMADHC). Gene Ontology annotation, cellular component: mitochondrion. The record is from RefSeq and is a predicted model, not a curated record. The transcript has 8 exons. The coding region runs from base 141 to 1031 and encodes 296 amino acids. Gene Ontology annotation, biological process: cobalamin metabolic process. Lineage: Eukaryota; Metazoa; Chordata; Testudines; Dermochelyidae.
GCGCCGACUCGCGCCGCCCGCCCCGUGGCCUGGGUGAGCUCGACGCUCUCCCGGAGUCGAUUCCUUGGCUGCGGCGCCAUUUUGCAGGAAGAGCCGGGAGAGAGGAAGAAUUUAUUUAAAUAGAGAAACAACCCUCAGAAAUGGCCAAUGUGCUCUGUAACAGAGCAAGGCUGGUGACCUAUCUACCAGGAUUUUACUCCUUGAUCAGAAGGGUUGUAAAUCCCAAGGCUUUUUCCACAGCAGGAUCUUCUGGCUCAGAUGAGUCUCACGUUGCUGCUACACCUCCUGAUAUAUGUCCAAGAACUGUGUGGCCAGAUGAAGUAAUGGGACCAUUUGGUCCUCAGGACCAGAGAUUCCAGCUCCCGGGUAAUAUAGGUUUUGAUUGUCACCUAAAUGGUACAGCUUCUCAGAAGAAAACACAAGUUCAUAAAAGUUUGCCUGAUAUAUUAGUGGAGCCCUUAUCAAGUGAAAGACAUGAAUUUGUGAUGGCACAAUACAUAAACACGUUUCAGGGCACUGAUGUCCCUCCUAAACAGCAAAUAAGUAAUGUUGAAACAUACUUUGAAAAUGCUAAGAUAGAAUGUGCAAUACAAACUUGUCCAGAACUGUUACGAAAAGACUUUGAAUCAAUGUUUCCAGAGGUGACUGCCAAUAAUCUAACAGUACUAACCAUAACCCAGAAAACUAAAAAUGAUAUGACUGUAUGGAGUGAAGAAGUGGAAGAUGAGAGAGAAUUGUUAUUAGAAAACUUUGUUAAUGGUGCCAAGGAAAUUUGCUAUGCACUGUUUUCUGAAGGCUAUUGGGCUGACUUUAUUGAUCCAUCAUCAGGAUUGGCAUUUUUUGGACCAUACACAAACAACACACUGUUUGAAACAGAUGAACGCUACUGCCAUUUAGGAUUCUGUGUUGAUGACCUUGGCUGCUGCAAAGUUAUUCGUCAUAAUCUCUGGGGUACUCAUGUGGUUGUAGGAAGUAUUUUCACAAGUGCUGAACCUGAUAGCCCUAUCAUGAAGAAAUUAAGUGGAAAAUAGCAACUAUGAGGUUCUUACAAGUUAAUAUUGGACUUGUGUAUUUUUACUUGAUGAUUUGUCUAUAAACACUGUCAGGAAAUGCCAAGUUUUAGAGUAUGCUCUUAUAAAUAAUAAAAUAACUGUUAUUUGUUUUUAGUCUGUGUGGAAUACAUAUUCACCACAUGAUUUACACUAUUGACAACAUUUUAGUUGAUAGGUAUGCAGAUAUGCCAUAUGAUUUUAAAGCUGCAAGUUACCCUUGUCCUGAGUUGAUUGAAAGUAUAAAACCAAGCAUAAUUCAGUCACCUUCUGGUUGUUGUUGUUGUUUGAAAUGCCUUUAGCUAUCCAUGUUAACAAGAUCGCUCUGAGCCCAUAGCUUUUCCACGCUGUGGAGAUGGGACCUACUCUGUUCAGAGGGUCUUGAUGUGUUGUCUAGGCAUUCUCUCCACUAUCCAAAACAAUGCCAUAUAUUUGUACUUUGUGGUUUUGGGCCUUAUCCCUGUGAAUAAGAUCCAGAAAUGUUUGCAAGAUUAGUAAGCACUGCUGUUUGCAAAACCAACUGAACUAUUGCACAGAAAUUUUU